Molecule: messenger RNA, 1152 nt
Organism: Silurus meridionalis
Lineage: Eukaryota; Metazoa; Chordata; Actinopteri; Siluriformes; Siluridae
Gene: cyc1
Product: cytochrome c1, heme protein, mitochondrial
Exons: 7
Coding region: 76-999 (307 amino acids)
Biological process (GO): mitochondrial electron transport, ubiquinol to cytochrome c
Molecular function (GO): heme binding; electron transfer activity
Source: RefSeq, a predicted model, not a curated record
CAUUCUCCAAGUCAUUGAUUGCUGUAUGAAGAGAAGAAGAAGAGGACAGCGGAAGUCUCUCUGAAAGGGAAGAACAUGGCGGCUCUCCGGAUGGUUGUGUUGUCCGGGUGCGGUAAGACCUUCCUUACCGCACCAAAAACGUUGCCCAUGCCUCGGGUCAACAUGUCCUUUGCCAGUUUGCCAAAGGGGAAAAAGAUGGCCCUUACUACACUGGGAGUGUUAGCUACAGGAGGAACAGGACUAGCUCUGCUGCUCCAUCAGUCAGUCAGGGCAUCUGAAUUGGAGCUGCAUCCUCCCAGUUACCCCUGGAGCCAUAAUGGUUUACUGUCUGCUCUUGAUCACAACAGUAUUCGUCGUGGGUAUCAAGUCUACAAGCAGGUGUGUUCAGCUUGCCACAGUAUGGAGUAUCUGGCUUUCCGUAACUUGGUGGGAGUUUCUCACACAGAGGAAGAGGCUAAAGCAUUAGCUGAGGAGAUUGAAGUUCUUGAUGGACCUGAUGAGACAGGAGAAAUGUUUACCCGGCCUGGUAAACUUUCUGAUUAUUUUCCCAAACCAUACAACAGCCCAGAAGCUGCUCGUGCUGCCAACAACGGCGCUCUGCCCCCUGACCUCAGUUACAUUGUUAAUGCAAGGCAUGGAGGAGAAGACUACAUUUUUUCUCUCCUUACGGGCUACUGUGAGCCUCCAGCAGGUGUGUCUUUAAGAGAGGAUCUAUACUACAACCCUUACUUCCCUGGCCAGGCGAUUGGAAUGGCACCACCAAUUUAUAAUGAGGUGCUUGAAUAUGAAGAUGGUACCCCAGCAACAAUGAGUCAGGUGGCUAAAGAUGUGUGUACUUUCCUGAGAUGGGCUGCUGAGCCAGAGCAUGACCAGCGCAAGCGCAUGGGACUAAAGCUGCUAAUGGGUUCAGCUAUCCUCAUCCCUCUUGUCUACUACUUGAAGAGACACAAAUGGUCUGUGCUAAAGAGCAGGAAGAUUGCCUAUAGGCCUCCAAAAUAAAGUUGUCAGCAGGCUUGAGCUCCCGUUAUCACAGUUGAUAUACACUUGUCAGACUUUUCAGCGUGCACAGAUUGUCCUAAUCUAUUGCCAGUUUGUCAACUUGUGUUCCAAAUUACCUGCUGACCUAAAAAAAAAAAAUGGGCACCAACUACA